This is a messenger RNA of Bemisia tabaci, 4858 nucleotides long. The record is from RefSeq and is a predicted model, not a curated record. NCBI's taxonomy places the organism in Eukaryota, Metazoa, Arthropoda, Insecta, Hemiptera, Aleyrodidae.
UUCGUGUUUGUCUCUGUUUCGUGUUCAUGUUGAAACUUGUUGUUUUCACGUCCGUUGUUCGUUUUUCGUGUGAUCGUGAUUAGAAAGAAAUCAACCAGACAAUUAUUUUCACGUUCGUUUUGAGAUCUUAGCAAUUCAAAUUUGUGUAGAUUGCUUGGUCAGUCGUUUUCAAUCCCUUGUGUUCUCAGGGCAACUUCCCAUAAGUUGAACACAACCUAAGCAACAAAUGUGAAGAAAUGUGUGGAAGCAUUUUUAAAAUAUUUCCUCUCUUUUGGCUUAAUGUGUGAAGCAUGUGAAUCAAAGCACAUUCUAAAAUCUUCAGCACAAAGGUCCCUCUAUUGAUCGUAUUUAACGCAGCCAUCACGUCGAUCGUCACUCGCAACCCAGGUCCACUUGUCGCUUAUGUUACUUCAUUACGUCAUUGGUACAAACUAACGCACCGAAAAAUCCCCACAUCAUGGUUUGUCAGAAGCUGCAUGUCUAAUGAAGGAACCUGAAAAUCGUGAAAAGAAUCUUCCCUGAUGAUGUGACCUACAAGUUCACUGAAUGCUUUCAGACCUCUUGAGAUAAGAGCCACUGAACCUAACUGACUUCAAUAAAUUGGUAGUAGCAACUUCAAUUCAUUAGUUGGGAAGUUCUCCCAAGUUGUCAGUGAUGGAGAGUUGUUUGCUGGUCAUCUGUAAAUUUAAACUCCAGAAACCAUGAAAAAAACGACUAUUGAAGAAGAUGAGGAGGGUAUCUCAUCACCUGUCCUAUCAACAACAAUCUUAUCACCCAUCUUAUCAACCACAAUCUUAUCACCUGUCCUAUCAACCACCAUCCUAUCGCCCGUUCUAUCGACGGACAAAAAUCUCUCAAAAGUCUCGGCUGUAACAAAAAAAUUUGACUUUAAACCCAGCAAGUCACCCCCAAAUCUGUCUGUAUUAGAUAGGAAAAAUGCAGAAAAAUCAAAAGAUGAAGUUAAUUUUUCAUCCAACUUAUCAAAUAUGAGUUUAUGUGCAAAAAGUAGUAAUAUAAAGAGACCAAAAUCUAGCUCAGUCGAAAAGUUGCCAACAAGUUCGGUCAGCAAGAGGAAAAUUCAAGAUGUUGAGACGCCACCUAAAAAUCAAUCGAAAACCAAUAAACUGUACCAAGCUUCUAGUGAAUUUAAAGAACCUUGUUUAAACAUAAAUAGGAACAAAUCGAAAACCAAGAAAAUUCGCCUCUUCGCUCAUGAGCCUUUUGACGAUUAUGAAAAUAUAUCAGAAAAUCCAUCAAUAUCCAUAGGCACGAAGCCUGUGGAAUUAGAAUCUGAUAAACCAAAAGUUUUUGAAGACAGUGAUUCUGCAGAAUUUGGUUCACCAGAGCUAACAUCAAGAAAAAUUAUUUGUUCCAAUUCAGUUUCACCAGAAAUAAAAACCAAGAAAGCCCUCCUUAAACACCAACAAAAAAUAAGGCACUCCGGAAGCUCCAAAAAUAGCUUUUGUGUUCCAAAUUUAUCAAAAAGUCGCAUCAACAAAGAGGAUAUAAUCACAGAAAAAUCACAGUCAAAUAAUGUAGAGCAAUUAAAUCCCUCUAGCUUUCAACGGACCAUCUUUUCCACCAAUACAGAUUUAACGAUGAAAAAUGUCCAAGCAAUUAGUAAUGUGAAACAUGAUGAAAUUCCCUCUGACCGUGAAGUGAAAUCCAUCCCGCUAAACAAUCCUGGAAAACUGGAAAGUGGCUCACCUGGAAGUAAAUCUAAAAAUGUUGCCUGUAAAAAAAAAUCUCUGUUGGAUUCACCGACCUCUCCUAUUUUGGAGAUUAAAUCCUCAGGCGCUAAGAAGAAAAAGAAAAGGUUCAAACCUUCUAUUGGAGAAGAUGCUAAUUCGUUUCUUAGUGUUGAGUCUCACCAUGAGAAAGAAAUCCUUACCAAUGAAGCAGAUGUAACUUAUUUCAAUGAAGAAUGUACCUCACCCCUUGUCUCAUCAAAUAGAGUUCAAAAACCAAAUAGGUCAGAAGUGAAGAUGCACUCAUCAGUUUUAUCACCAGCAAAACGUCAUGAAAAAAUAGCAAACGAUACCUCAACUCCACAUGGAUGUUCAUCUAAUCAGUUUUCACCUUUCAAUUAUGAGCACUCUGAUUAUUCGCCUGCUAUCAUGUCAUCGACCGGAGCCAAUAUUAAGAAUAUUUGUAAGAGAUUAAGUUUUCACUCAUCCACUUCGGAAAAGCGAAGAAGUAAAGGGGCAAAACCUUCUCUCAGAUUGGAUCUCAAAAAGAAAAAUAAUCUAGAUGAUCAGUUUAGUAGACUCAGUAAAUUUUGUAAAGUCAACACUAGUUUAAGCACGAAGAGUCCAUCAAAUUUAACAAUCCGGAAAUCAAAACUCAAGAGAUUUGAUGCAAAUAAAGAGGAUGAAUUAACGUCAACAUCAAAUUUGAGUAGUUCUGUAAACUUCUACAAUUUCGAUAAAUCACCAUCGCCAGUUUUAGAGUCUUCAAUGAAUUCAGUAUCAAGACUUAACAGCGUAAAAGACAACAGCGAAGCUCCUGAAAAGUUUGACUUUUCAUCGAAAGCUCAAGUUGAUGAAUCGCAUUUAUCGGAAAGUGAACGAAUUGAUGAUGAUCCACUUUCCCCCUGCUUCAAAACACCUAAAAAAGUGGUCAAUCGUGUUACCUCUUCAAAUAUGAGCUCAGAUCUCAGUGGAAAUAAAUUGAAUCCCUCUACUAAAUUUAAGUUUAGCUUUAAUGACAAUGCAAAAAGUGUAGACAAUAAAAGAAUAUGUAUCACCUCUUCACAUAUGAGCUCCAAUCUUAGUGGAACUAAAUUAAAGCCCCCUAUUAAAUUUAAGUUUAGCUUUAAUGACAAUGCGAAAAGUAAAGACGAUAAAAGAUUAUGCUGUAAUUCAAAUGAACCUGCGUCCCCCAUUUUAGAGUUUCGCAAAUUUAAAAUUUUGAAAUCAGAUCAUGUAACUGAAAGUAACUGUGAUAUCAAUGCAGACGGAAGCUCUCAAAUUUCUCAAGCUCAAGAUUUGAUUAACGUAACCGACGUCGACAUCGAAGAAAAUAUGACCGAUGAUCAAAAAAUAUUGAAUGAGACGAUUUUUGAAGAAAGACCUAGCAAGGAGAAUCUGCAAAUCAAUGCUGAUAUCGUUGAAGAUGAUGUGACCAGUUCGCAAGCAGAGAACAUUGUUGCUAGGACUCAAGGCUCAAUGACCAUUGAGGUAUCUGAAUCCUCCGGGACACAACAGUCUCAAAUUUCAGAUGGGAAUCUUCCUUGCGAUAAAGCCCAAAAUGAGGAAUCAGCAGGACAUCAGCCAAGCAAUACUCGAAUAAAUUUACCUCCACCCAAUGAUGAAGUUUUUGAGUCUGCAAAAAAGAAAAAACGGCGGUAUAAGAAUGGAACCCUUUCUGCAAGACUGAAUCGGUUAUUGAAACGAAGCAGGUCAGAAAUGAGAAUGUGGGCUCAUGAAAUGCAAAAUGAGGCUUCUGAUCCUGUGGCCAUUAACUUUAUUGUUGAUGUUGUUUCAUAUGAAAUGAAUAAAUGGCUUCUGAAAUGUAGAGUAAUUUCUGACUCUGGAGAAGGUAGUAGCAGCAAUCCAUAUUUUGUAAUUUUACAUCCUAGUCCAAUAAAUAAUGCAUUGGUGACUCCGGGCACAGUCUUGAAAGUUUUUCCUAAAUGGCAAACUUUAGACCUCCUUUCACCGAAAAUGACAGUCGUUUACAAUAUCUCUCGAGUGAAGCUUAUUCCAAAUCCAUCACCAUCGAGUUUGUAUAGACCAGAAUGUAAAUCAAAACAAAUCAUUCAAGUAGUAGAUCCUCUUUGCAGCUGCUCUCGAGAUUUAGUUCUCACAAAUUGUGUUCAUAAAAUUUUAAGUAGACAAACAUUCCUUGGUCCAUUGAUUCCUGUGACCAACAGUGAGUGAACUUCCACUCCUUUGAACCAUCUAACAAUCGUUUAUACUCAUCAUCUCACUCAGGUCAUCAUCAUUCUUUCGAUUUCAAUUUUGGUGCAAUACUAGCGCGUAAGGACACUUUUUGAUUUUUGUUUUUAACCAAUCAAUUUUUUGUCAAGAUUCUUCGCUAUUAUUUUAUAAUCUUUUUUUCAUUUUAUAUCUUAAUGUCCAUACCUUAAGGAGGCUCCAAAAUAAAGAGUGGAGUCUGGUCAUUAAAGUACUCUGCCAUAGGUUCCUUCCUAGAACGCUCAAAACCAGAAGCAGAAGUUUGAGAAAAAUGUACGCUAGACGUUUACAAGCUUGAACCGAUUGAAUUCUUCUCUUAGUUCCACUAACUUCAACUAAUUUCUUCAUCCUGACAACUGUCUCUGUUUUUCCUUGAUUUUUUGUUGCUUUUACUUAAAUGAAAGAGGAACCAAGGAGAGUUAUUAAAGUAGUUUCUCUUUUUUCAUGAUGUUGCCACGGUCCAGUCAAUCUCCUCUAUUUUGUGCCUUAUUUAAAAUUAGUAUGAAGUUUAAUUUGACAUGAGACUUGUUAUCUACAAAUGAUGUUUCAAAAACCCUCCUUUUGACCGAUCGCAAGUCUGCAACUAUGAUGUGAUAUUGUUCCAUCAAUUCUCCGUUUAUUUCUCUCUUUAUUUGUUCUAAUUGCUAUUUUUGAUGUCAUUUUUUCAAAUCCUUCCUGAUAUCUAUGCCUUACUUGCUUUCAUUUCAAUAACUUUUUAAUGACAUUCAGUUCUAUCAAACCAUCUAGGUUAAGAGUCAAAGUAAAUGAAUGCAACAAGCAUUCAAUUUUUUUUUUUUUGCUUUUUGUAUAAAAUAAGGAGUUUGCCCCCUUUGUUUUCAUGAACAAACAUAAUUUAUGAAUGAUGACAAAAAUUUGAAAAACAAGGUAUCAAGGAAAGAACUUGCAACUAAAUAGUCAUCGAUUUCGUUCUGGCAAAAAAA